UGUGUGUGUUUUUUCCCAAUCUGCAUAAGAAAUAUCGAAACACUUCCACACAAAAUCCACGCGCUCACUCACUCGCAUAACACUUGUUCACCUUCCUUCAAUUUUCAAAAACGACGAUCUCUUCGAUGCUUUCUCUUCCUUCCUCCUUCAUUCUCUUCUGAUUCUGCCCCCUAUUUGUCUUGGAUCUCUGAUUUUUCCAUCGUGUUUUGAGAGGAUUGAGAUCUGUUUGGAGUGGAUCCAUUCAAUCAAUUUGAAGAUAUCAACCUCAGCUAUCGGGAACAAGGAAUGGCUUCAAUGUCUCAUUCAUCACUAGCAUUAGGCGGAGCUUCUUCUGCUUGUGCUUCGGAUUACUUGCGUAGUUCGACCAAUGGUGUUAAUGGGGUGCCAUUGAAAACUCUAGGAAGAGCGGUGUUUACUACCACCAGAAGAAAGGGCUUGGCGGUGACAGCUCGGCUCAAGAAAGGUAAGAAAUUUGAGCAUCCAUGGCCUGCAAAUCCUGACCCCAAUGUGAAAGGAGGAGUCUUGUCGUACCUUUCUGAGUUCAAGCCUUUGGGGGAUAGUCAGAAGCCUGUCACUUUGGAUUUCGAGAAGCCACUAGUCGAAUUGGAGAAGAAGAUUGUCGAUGUGAGGAAGAUGGCGAAUGAAACUGGAUUGGACUUCACUGAGCAGAUUAUCACUUUGGAGAACAAGUAUAGACAGGCACUGAAAGACCUUUACACUCAUCUCACUCCGAUACAACGUGUGAACAUUGCGCGCCAUCCGAACCGGCCUACUUUCCUUGAUCAUAUACAUAACAUCACUGACAAGUUUAUGGAGCUUCAUGGAGACCGAGCGGGGUAUGAUGACCCUGCAAUUGUGACGGGUAUUGGAACCAUAGAUGGAAAACGAUAUAUGUUCAUAGGUCACCAGAAAGGUAGAAACACCAAAGAAAAUAUAAUGCGUAACUUUGGUAUGCCUACUCCUCACGGAUAUAGGAAAGCACUUCGGAUGAUGUAUUAUGCAGACCAUCACGGUUUUCCGAUCGUGACAUUUAUCGACACUCCUGGAGCCUAUGCAGACCUCAAAUCCGAGGAACUUGGACAGGGUGAAGCGAUUGCCAACAAUCUGAGGACAAUGUUUGGCCUGAAAGUGCCGAUUCUUUCUAUUGUCAUCGGGGAAGGUGGUUCUGGUGGUGCCCUAGCCAUUGGCUGUGCGAAUAAAAUGUUGAUGCUCGAAAAUGCAGUUUUCUAUGUUGCCAGUCCAGAGGCCUGUGCAGCGAUCUUGUGGAAGACUUCCAAGGCUGCUCCUGAGGCUGCUGAGAAGCUUAGAAUUACCUCCAAGGAACUGGUCAAGCUUAAUGUAGCCGAUGGAAUCAUUCCUGAACCGCUUGGUGGUGCCCAUGCUGAUCCGUCAUGGACGUCGCAGCAGAUAAAGAUUGCUAUCAACGAAAACAUGAAUGAAUUUGGAAAAAUGAGUGGGGAUGAGCUGCUGAAGCACAGGAUGGCUAAAUACCGAAAGAUUGGAGUGUUCAUAGAGGGUGAACCAAUAGAGCCAAGUAGGAAAAUCAACAUGAAGAAGAGGGAAGCCGUGUUUUCAGAUAGCCGGAAGCUGCAGGGCGAGGUAGACAAGCUGAAGGAGCAGAUUCUGAAAGCCAAGGAGACAUCUUCCGAGGAAGAGCCUUCGAGUGAAAUUCUUAAUGAAAUGAUUGAGAAACUCAAAUCCGAGAUAGAUGACGAGUACACUGAAGCUGCAAGAGCAGUAGGUUUGGAGGAGAGACUAACGGCAAUGCGCGAAGAGUUCUCGAAAGCGAGUUCAGAGGAGCAUCUUAUGCACCCGGUUCUAAUCGAGAAAAUUGAGAAGCUUAAGGAAGAGUUCAAUACCCGUUUGACCGACGCGCCUAACUACGAGAGCCUAAAAUCUAAGCUGAACAUGCUGAGGGACUUUUCCAGAGCCAAGGCAGCAUCAGAAGCUACUUCACUGAAAAAGGAGAUCAAUAAGCGGUUCCAGGAAGCUGUAGACCGCCCUGAAAUCAGAGAAAAGGUUGAGGCGAUCAAAGCUGAGGUUGCGAGCUCAGGAGCUUCAUCUUUUGAAGAGUUACCAGAUGAACUAAAAGAAAAAGUUUUGAAGACGAAAGCGGAGGUUGAAGCAGAGAUGGCAGGUGUGUUUAAGUCAAUGGGUCUGGAGCUGGAAGCUAUGAAACCGAAUCUGAGGGAUGUGGCUGAGCAGACCUAUGCUCCAUCCGAAAAUCUUCAAGAAAAAUUUGAAAAGCUGAACCAAGAAAUCACGGAGAAGAUUGCGGAGGUGGUGAGGACACCAGAGAUCAAGAGUAUGAUCGAGUUGCUGAAAGUAGAAACCGCAAAGGUGAGCCAAACCCCUGGUGUUACCGAGGCAAGUCAGAAGAUCGAGGCACUUGAGCAACAGAUAAAGCAGAAGAUCGCAGAGACUCUGAGUAUGUCGGGAUUGCAGCAAAAGCAAGAGGAGCUCGAGAAGGAGCUUGCAGCUGCACGUGAACUAGCGGCAGAGGAAUCAGACGGUAGUGUGAAGGAAGAUGACGACGACGACGACGAAGAUAGUUCAGAAUCCGGAAAAUCGGAGAUGGUUAACCCCAGCUUCGCCUAAAGCACGAAAAAAGACAUUUUGUUUGAUCUUGAAGCUCUUUCAAAUUUCCCUGGUAAAGAGGCUAUAUCCUCCACGAUCUGAAGCAAAGAGAAAACAGAUAUAAACUCUAGUGGAGGAAC
Messenger RNA from Capsella rubella, 2717 nucleotides. RefSeq names its product acetyl-coenzyme A carboxylase carboxyl transferase subunit alpha, chloroplastic. Lineage: Eukaryota; Viridiplantae; Streptophyta; Magnoliopsida; Brassicales; Brassicaceae. Gene Ontology annotation, biological process: fatty acid biosynthetic process. Gene Ontology annotation, cellular component: acetyl-CoA carboxylase complex. The record is from RefSeq and is a predicted model, not a curated record. Gene Ontology annotation, molecular function: carboxyl- or carbamoyltransferase activity; acetyl-CoA carboxylase activity. The coding region runs from base 286 to 2598 and encodes 770 amino acids. The transcript has 12 exons.